AUGACGGCAAAUACAGCUGCCAUUUUCUACAAUCCAUCUAACAAUUUUCUCGGGACAAAUCUGCAGCAUAAACAUAGAUUGUUGAAAAAUUCUUCUUCAUUUGCUCGUAGAUUUUCUAACUCAAGAACACUCUUUCUUGGCGGGUUUGUUGGUGACAAACUCUGUGCAGCUAAUGCAAUGGAUGAUGGAUUCAAAGGAGCUUGUGCUCACAGAGAUGAAAAGAGUGAUGGACAAGUUCAAGUGGUUGAACAAGAAGCUUUCAUUGAUGGGUCAUCCGAGUUUCAUCCUAAGUUUUUGUUCCAUGAGCUGGAGUCAACUCUCAAUCAAAUGAGCAAGUGGUUAGUAACUGCCAUAUUUGGUGUUUUCAUUCUUUGGAGGCAUGAUGCAGAAGCCUUAUGGUUUGCAGCGGGGUCUUUUUUAAAUGCAAUGCUUUCUGCUUCGCUCAAACAAAUGCUAAAUCAGAAACGGCCUUCUACCCUGAAAUCUGACCCUGGGAUGCCCUCUUCCCAUGCUCAAUCCAUCUUCUUUAUUGUCCUGUUUAUUAUUUUGUCAGGGAUGAAUGAGUUCACCAUUACCAGCAGUGGCCUGGCCUUAGCAUUUGCUUCCUAUUUUUCAUACCUGCGGGUGUCGCAAAAACUUCACACGGUGAGCCAGGUGAUUGUUGGAGCUGUUACAGGGUCCAUUUGCGCUAUCUUGUGGCAAUGGCUAUGGAAUUCUUUUAUGCUGGAUGUUUUUGUAUCCUCUUCGUGGGUCAGAAUCAUCGUUGUUUUGGGGUCUGUAGGAUUUUGCUUAGGUUUUCUUUUACAUGUGAUUCAACAUUGGCUUAAACGCGAAUAAAAAUCCUGUUACACAUUGUACCAUGUUGUGAGGGCUAAUGCAUUUUAUUUUGGUUCAUCCAAAAUUGAAUUCAUACAACCAAUGUGAUAUCAGUGGAUAUUAAUUCUUCUAUUAAUAAACACAUUUUUUUAUAGGA
Lotus japonicus is the source of this 973-nucleotide messenger RNA. Its product is annotated as lipid phosphate phosphatase epsilon 1, chloroplastic. Gene Ontology annotation, cellular component: intracellular membrane-bounded organelle; endoplasmic reticulum membrane. The transcript has 4 exons. Bases 1 to 837 code for a protein of 278 amino acids. The record is from RefSeq and is a predicted model, not a curated record. Gene Ontology annotation, molecular function: dolichyldiphosphatase activity. Lineage: Eukaryota; Viridiplantae; Streptophyta; Magnoliopsida; Fabales; Fabaceae. Gene Ontology annotation, biological process: protein N-linked glycosylation; lipid biosynthetic process.